Messenger RNA from Dufourea novaeangliae, 850 nucleotides. It is a transcript of the gene Pis, whose product is annotated as CDP-diacylglycerol--inositol 3-phosphatidyltransferase. Gene Ontology annotation, molecular function: CDP-diacylglycerol-inositol 3-phosphatidyltransferase activity. The record is from RefSeq and is a predicted model, not a curated record. NCBI's taxonomy places the organism in Eukaryota, Metazoa, Arthropoda, Insecta, Hymenoptera, Halictidae. The coding region runs from base 94 to 789 and encodes 231 amino acids. Gene Ontology annotation, cellular component: Golgi apparatus; membrane. Gene Ontology annotation, biological process: phosphatidylinositol biosynthetic process. The transcript has 5 exons.
CACUGUGCUGAACAACAGUCAAAUAGUCAUAUGAUAACAGGUAGCAUUACAAAUAUAUUUCUCAAACAGCGAUAGAUAUUUGGUGGCGGUAAAAUGACGGAGUCAGAGAACAUUUUCUUAUUUGUGCCCAACAUUAUCGGCUAUGGUAGAGUGAUUCUGGCUCUCGUGUCUUUUUAUUUUAUGCCAACUAACCACAUUAUUGCAUCAUGGUGCUACAUUAUUAGUGCACUAUUGGAUGCAGUAGAUGGUCAUGCAGCUAGAUACUUUAAUCAAGGCACCAAAUUUGGUGCUAUGUUGGAUCAACUAACUGAUCGUGUUGGUACUAUGUGUUUAUUAGCGACAUUAUGUGUACUUUAUCCAUCAUACACAUUUUGGUUUCAAUUAAGCAUGGCAAUUGAUAUUGCUUGUCACUGGAUAUACUUGCAUAGCUCUCUGUUACAAGGAAAAAUAAGUCAUAAAUUUAUUGAUAUGUCUGAAAACCCAAUUAUGAGAGUGUAUUACAAUAAUCGUACAGUCUUGUUUUUUAUGUGUGCUGGUAAUGAAGCCUUUUAUGCUGCUUUGUACCUGAUUUACUUCACCGAAGGACCUAUUUUGGCUGGUAUAAGUAUAUUCAGAUUAAUUAUGUAUAUCUCUGCACCCAUUGCAUUCAUUAAGGCUAGUAUCUCAUUGUUACAUGGAUAUGUAGCUUGUAUAAAUUUAAGCAUAAUUGAUCUGAAGGAAAGACAAGUACUAAAAGGAAAUAAGCCAUCACACUCUGUAGUAUCUCCAACUUGUGCUAAACGUGAUUAAAUUGAUCUUCUUAAUUUAUUAUAUCUUACACUUAAAUGUUUACUUCCAGCUCUAUUUUUAU